AUGUUGAAGCAGCCCGGGCACUUCACGUCCAUGAAAAAAGAGUUGGGGGAUUGUACUAAGCGCUUGAGCUUGUGCUUCCGUUUUUCCUCGCUCGCCGAGGGGUGGAGGAGGUCGCGCACCAUGGUUUUUGGUGGCGAUGCGCUCCUGGGGACCUGUGUGGGAGAUACGGGUCUGCUGGCGGCUCGGGCGGGCGGCGCGGUCUCUCGGGCGUCUUCCUGGCUGCUCUUGGCGGCUCGGCGGGCGGAGAAGUCUCUCGAGACUGAAGCCGCGGGCCGCGGCGCGCUCCGACGCUUUUGCGUCUUUGCGGCGGCCAGCGCUCGCCGUGGGGCACGGCCUCUGGGCCGCGGGCGCCCGCGCGCCGCCUUUUUUGAGCUGCUGAAGAGCUGUCUCCAAAAGCUGGUGCUCGCCGGUGCGACGACGGCAGAGUCCGCGCUUGCGCCAGCAGUCCGUUCGGCUGAAGUUCGAAGCGAUGCGCGGUUGAUAUUAGCUCAGGUGUCCACCUUGACUGCGUAGAGCGGGUGUCUAUUUUUGUCCUCGCUGACUUUGGCGGUCUAGAGCCUCCAGCCUCAGACCACCGCAAGCGUCGCUCGCGCUCGUUGCCGACGUCGUCUUCGACCGCCUCGCGGCGUGA
Molecule: messenger RNA, 631 nt
Organism: Pelagomonas calceolata
Lineage: Eukaryota; Pelagophyceae; Pelagomonadales; Pelagomonadaceae
Source: the annotation of a GenBank genome assembly